CACUCCACCUUUCGUGUUGCUUCGUCUCCUCUCCCAUUUGUCCCCGCCUCGCUCUCACGCCGCUCGCGUCACUCCGCGCUCCCACGAACCACCCCCAAAUUCCGUCAACGCGCCAACCCCGAGAAAAGCGCUUGAGAAAUGGCCGAAGAGGAUGUCCAGCCGAUUGUGUGUGACAAUGGCACCGGAAUGGUCAAGGCUGGAUUCGCCGGCGACGACGCGCCGAGGGCCGUGUUCCCCAGCAUCGUGGGGAGGCCGCGGCACACGGGGGUGAUGGUGGGCAUGGGGCAGAAGGACGCGUACGUGGGCGACGAGGCGCAGUCGAAGCGAGGCAUCCUGACGCUCAAGUACCCGAUCGAGCACGGCGUGGUGGGCAACUGGGACGACAUGGAGAAGAUCUGGCACCACACCUUCUACAACGAGCUCCGGGUGGCGCCGGAGGAGCACCCCGUGCUGCUCACGGAGGCGCCCAUGAACCCCAAGGCCAACCGGGAGAAGAUGACCCAGAUCAUGUUCGAGACCUUCAACUGCCCCGCCAUGUACGUGGCCAUCCAGGCCGUGCUGUCCCUCUACGCCAGCGGCCGGACCACCGGCAUCGUCAUGGACUCGGGCGACGGCGUCAGCCACACCGUCCCCAUCUACGAGGGCUUCACGCUCCCCCACGCCAUCAUCCGGCUGGACCUCGCCGGGCGCGACCUCACCGACGGCCUCAUGAAGAUCAUGACGGAGAGGGGCUACUCCUUCACCACCACCGCCGAGCGGGAAAUCGUCAGAGACAUCAAGGAGAAGCUCGCCUACGUCGCCCUCGACUACGAGCAGGAGCUGGAGACCGCCAGGACCAGCUCCGCCGUCGAGAAGAACUACGAGCUGCCGGACGGCCAGGUGAUCACCAUCGGGGCGGAGCGGUUCAGGUGCCCCGAGGUGCUCUUCCAGCCGUCCAUGAUCGGCAUGGAGGCCGCAGGCAUCCACGAGGCCACGUACAACUCCAUCAUGAAGUGCGAUGUCGAUAUCAGGAAGGAUCUGUACGGGAAUGUCGUGCUCAGCGGGGGUUCCACCAUGUUCCCUGGGAUCGCCGACCGUAUGAACAAGGAGAUCACCGCGCUCGCGCCCAGCAGCAUGAGGGUGAAGGUGGUCGCUCCGCCGGAGAGGAAGUACAGUGUGUGGAUCGGCGGCUCCAUUCUCGCCUCCCUCAGUACCUUCCAGCAGAUGUGGAUCUCCAAGGCAGAGUACGACGAAGCUGGCCCGUCGAUCGUCCACAUGAAGUGCUUCUGAUCAGUCCAUGGCUUGCCAACCUGUACCUGUCAUUCAGUUGCUUGAGGUCCAAAUCGCAGAUGCUUGAACGUGUCAUGGUUUCCACUGCGUCGUGGUUGGCUGAAAGUGUUUUGGUCAUGGAACAAAUUUGAAAGGUAAGGUCUGAUUGAUGGUUUCGAACGAUUCUGUAGGGCGUCGGGUCAGUUUCAGUGGGUUCACUGAAGGUGGGUUGUUCAGCAUGCAGUCUGGGGCAUUUCUGUCGGGUUCGGUGAUUCAGCUCGUGCGUGUGCUGGAAACCUGAAACAGAGUGUGUGUUUGUUUGCACCACCCCGGCGUGGGUGUUGAUUCUUGUACCUUUUGUAGCGGGGGUUCUUGUCAAACUACCUGAAAGCUUAUUUUGUUGGUACUUAAGCAUUUGUACAUUUAAAUUAUUGAGGGGAUUUUAUGUUUGUUA
Molecule: messenger RNA, 1702 nt
Organism: Hordeum vulgare subsp. vulgare (domesticated barley)
Lineage: Eukaryota; Viridiplantae; Streptophyta; Magnoliopsida; Poales; Poaceae
Product: actin-7-like
Exons: 4
Coding region: 139-1269 (376 amino acids)
Source: RefSeq, a predicted model, not a curated record